AUGAAGCUCGCUACGGGACUUUUAGCCACUUUGGGCGGCGUGGAAGCCCUCCGAGACCAGGAAUUCUUCGGCGGAUUUGUCAAAGAGUCCGACCUUCCCACCAACGAGACUGAGCAGGCUCAAUUAGCUCUUGAUGCAGCAAUUGAGGCAGGAGAAGAUAUAACCGGCCUCCAAGGUCGAAUCGGCGGUGAUGGUAGAAAUGCCGGACCCGUUGUUUUCAAAAACUGCGGUGUCACUAACCGACCAAGCGGUUUCCUUUCCUCUGACCAUCCCUACAAGCCGGAUACUGCCUGUCGAUGGCGAAUCGUUGGACCCAGAAACGCUCGAAUGUUCGUCAAGAUCUUAAAGAUGGACAUUGAGGAGGAGCGACCUUCCGAUUCCGCAACCUGCGGUCACCCAGGCAACCCCAGCCAUCGACCCUGCCGACCAGGAGAAAACGAGCACUGCGAGUGGGAUCAUCUCCGAUUCAUCAUCGGCGGCCGACCAACCAGAAAAAUGUGCAUGUACGUCAACAAGUUCAAGAAGUUCGCCAUCCAGGCCAAUGUUCCCAACAGCCCAGAUUACUCCUACUUCUUCGACAAAUUCAGCUACGUCAGCAACCCCUGGUUCAACAACCCAAUCAAGCAGGGUUGGUUCAAGGGAAAAGUUCUCGACUCUAACAACUUGAUUGUCGAAUUCAAGUCUGAUGCCGGAGCAAACUUCUACGGAUUCGAUAUGGUUUGGCGAAUGAUGAAGCCAGCUACGACUACAACCCCUAGGCCUGUUACCACUACCACUACCACCGAGGAAGCAAGCACCGCUGCUGCCACUACACAGAAAGAAGCUACUGAAGCUGCUACAGAAGCCGCUAAAGAAGCCGCUACCGAAGCCGCUACCGAAGCCGCUACCGAAGCCGCUACCGAAGACGCUACCGAAGCCGCUACCGAAGCCGCUACCGAAGCCGCUACAGAACCCCCAACUGAACCACCAACCACUACUACCACAACAACCACCACCACCACCACCACCGAUGCUGAUCAAUGCGCUCUUGGCACUCACGAUUGCAGCGCCAAUGCUGACUGCAUCGACUUGGAAGACGGUUUCUCAUGCGUUUGUCACGCUGGUUUUGGAGGUUCUGGACAGAAAUGUUUCGAUGUCAACGAAUGUCAAAACGGCCAGAACGUUGGUGGAUUCGAAUGCAACUGCCGACGAGGUUUCUUCGGUGACGGAUUCUCUUGCUCUUCCGAUGCUUCUACCGCCCCAACAUCUCUCGAUGAUGGCAAAUCUGCCGGCAAGAUCAAGACAAAGAAGGCCAACGUUGGUAUGCACAAGGCUAACAUGGUCGAUGUCCAGGGUGCUAUGCUUACCGCCAUCUCCCGAGUCACUGAUGGUCGACGAGGAAAGAUGACUUUCGUCAAGCGAGUCCGAGGAAUGGCCCAGAAGGCUCUUGCCCGAAGACGAAGAAAGUGCCCACUCCGAGACAACCACGCUGCCUCUGCUCUCUCUGCUUUCGAGUCCGCCAGCCAGAUCAGCGAUGUCAAGGACGCCAUCGUCGCCACCCUUGCCAACCGAACCAACGACACCCCACCCUGCCGCAACAUCGAAAAACUCGUUGGCGCCAAGGUCAACAAGGUCUUCAAGCGACUCACCCGACACACACGAGCCUAA
Oikopleura dioica is the source of this 1647-nucleotide messenger RNA. NCBI's taxonomy places the organism in Eukaryota, Metazoa, Chordata, Appendicularia, Copelata, Oikopleuridae. The record is from the annotation of a GenBank genome assembly.